Molecule: messenger RNA, 6749 nt
Organism: Maylandia zebra (zebra mbuna)
Lineage: Eukaryota; Metazoa; Chordata; Actinopteri; Cichliformes; Cichlidae
Source: RefSeq, a predicted model, not a curated record
CUACAGACGGACCUCAGUGCGCACGCGUGAAGGCGGCUAAAUUCAAAACUCAAGACGUUAGCAUCGAGACUUGUUCACAUUAGCUUCAAAAUUGUUACGUAUCGUAUGCAAUGUGGUUGAAGAUAAACGACUUGAAAAUGGUUUCAAGUUAGUUAAGAAGUAAUAAUAAAAAACGUAUUUGUCUUAGAACGCCGCAACAUCACAAUCAACAAUAGCAAGUUGACGAUGGAGCCUCUGGAUCCUCCAAAAAAUAAUGAAGGCAGUGGAUUUUCAAGGCGCCGCCUUUCCUCGAUUUUAAAAGCACCACGGAAAUCAGCCAGGUUCCCUGACCAAGAUCAGCAAGAAAAUGUGGUGGAACGUGUCAAACCAGUGGAAAAGAGGAAUUCAAGACGAGUCAGUUUUGCCCCUGCUAAUGACGUCCUUCUGUUUUCUAAGGAUGUCAAAAAUGCCUCCCCUGUCCGAAGCCCUUUGCAAGAAAUAAUAACAGCAACAGGAGCAACAACCACACAAAAUAGGGUACAAGAGGGAGUCACUGAAGAUGGGAGUGAAAUAAUUGGUAUGGAAACUCUUUUGAAUGCUCCUCUACAUGUUUCCCAACAAAAGGAUAAGGCCACUGGAGAUGACUUUGGGGAAAAAACAAUGAUGUUUUCCACAGAAGAUGCAGCCAUGGACAUGACCCAAAGCCACACUAUAAAUAUUGCUGCAGACAUACCUGAAGAUAUACCCCUUCACAAGUAUGACAUUUUCCCAGUUCUUGGAGAAAAUUGCUUGAUAAAUGAUAAAGCCACAGUCCCACCACUAUCCACAGGCAGAAAUGUCGAUGUAAGCACAUCAUUGUCAUGUUUGGAUCCUGGAUUUGAAAACUUCCUUGCAAGUCUGUCUAAACCAAGUGGCCAGAGCACUAAUGCUGUAAACAUAACGAUGACUCUUCCUGCUGAAGCAUCCUCUGAAGAAACAAAAGGCUCCCUGGUCCAGAUUAAAACACAAAGGCCUAAUUUGGAUAAAGAAAAUCAAGUUCCAGUGUCCGUUUCUGCUGUGAUGGAGAAGACACCACAUAACACCAGGAAAACUGGAGAAUCCUCCUACAGGAGUGCACUCUGUCCAGAAGAUGAUGUGAGCAUGGAUAUGACUGAAGCCCAGACAGGUCGCAUCCUGGGAGUCUGUGAUGAUGACGAUAAUCCUUUCCAGUGUCUUUUUCCUACUCAAGACAUGUACACCCACUCACAGAUGAAACGGCAGCAGAGCAGUAAAGCAUCAGGAUUAACCAACCCAAAAGAUAAAGUGUCCUUGAUAAAUCCUCUCGUACCUGCUCCUCAUCAAAGACAUAAGGUGAGCUCUGAUGCGAAAAACGAAUGCAGAGAGAAGACAGUAGUGUUUGCUGCAGAUGACGAGUUUAUGGACAUGACUGGGUGUCACACAGUAAACAUCGCCUGUGGUCCCUUGGUUCCAGAGGAAAAAUCAGCAGAUAUUGAUAAAGAAAACUUGCCACUAAAUACCACUCAAAAUGUUAGAGAGCCUUUUAAAGCCGUUAUCAUCUGUCCUGAACUAAGCAUGGAUAUGACAGAAGCUCAAACUGGCCACGUUUUGGAAGGUGUGCAGGACGAUCCUUUUCAGUUUCUUUUUCCACCACAAGACAUGUACACCCACUGUCUCAAGAAAGCAGAUGGUACUUCAGGACAGCGGAUAAGUGAAGCACUCAAAUCAUCUAACCAUAAAGGCAUUGAAGCUUCAUCUUCAAAGGCACUAAAAAAUCAGAACAAACCUGACAUUGAGAACAACUACAGCGAGAAAACAGUGAGAUUUUCUGCAGAUGAUGCCUGUAUGGAUGUGACACGAAGUCACACUGUAAAUAUCCACCAGUUGCAAGUACAGUCUGACCAAAAUUUUGACUUUUUACCUGCUAAAGAGAAAACUUUAAGAUUCACUCCAGAUGACGGUAUUAUGGAUAAGAAUUAUGGCCUCACUACCAACACUGCCAGUAAUUCAGCAUCCAAUUCAGUAAAUUCUGAGAAGAAACAAGACCGUCAAAUAUGUGAUCUGCCUAGGAACACAUCUUUGUCAGCACAUAGUUUGGAUCCAGGGUCAAAAAACCUUACAGCUUCCUCCAGCAUUAAUCCUAUGAUUACUAAAAUGAAUUCUAAUGGAAAUGCAGUAUGUCCCAAAGCAGACAUAAGCAUGGACAUGACUGAAGCUCAAACUGGCUACAUUUUGGAAGGGGAUGCAGGCACAGCUACAGAUGCCCGUCUUCAGGAUCAUUUUCCCACGCAAAGCAUACACGCCCAAAGUGGUAAUGUCAGAAAAGCUGACUGGCAGAACAGUAAAGCAACUGGAUUAUCAAGCUGUAAAGGUAAAGAAAACUUCCUGAAGACUUCUGGAAACACAAAGGUGCAAAGACAGCAGGUUAAGCUUGAUGUGGACAAUGACUGCAAAGAGAAGACAGUGGUUCCUGUUAAUGAUGCCCUUAUGGAAGUUACACAAAGUCUCACAAUGAACAUUGUCAGUGAUUUAGAACUGCAGUCUCACCAAGACACAGGCCUCUUACCUGCUAAUGGAGAAAAAACUGUGAGGUUCAGUAUACAUGAUGCUGCCAUGGAGGUGACACGAAGUCACACGGUGAACAUUGCCACCAACCUAAACCUGCAGUCAGAUCACAAUUCAGACCUUUUACCUCCUCUUGGAGAAAAAACUGUGAGGUUUGGUACAGAUGAUGCUGCCAUGGAGGUGACACGAAGUCACACGGUGAACAUUGCCACCAACCUAAACCUGCAGUCAGAUCACAAUUCAGACCUUUUACCUCCUCUUGGAGAAAAAACUGUGAGGUUCGGUACAGAUGAUGCUGCCAUGGAUGUGACACGAAGUCACACGGUGAACAUUGCCACCAACCUAAACCUGCAGUCAGAUCACAAUUCAGACCUUUUACCUCCUCUUGGAGAAAAAACUGUGAGGUUCGGUACAGAUGAUGCUGCCAUGGAUGUGACACAAAGUCACACGGUGAACAUUGCCACCGAUGUAAAGUUGCUGUCAGAUCACAGUUUACCUCUCAAUGUAGAAAAAACUGUGAGGUUCAGUACAGAUGAUGCAGCGAUGGAUAUGACACGAAGUCACACUGUAAAGAUUGCCACUGAUUUUGACAAGAAGUUACAUCAAAAUGUGGAUUUUCCACCUACCUCCGAAGAAAAAACGGGGAGGUUCAAUGCAAAUGAUGGAGCAAUGGAUAUGACAGAGUGCCUCACUGAAAGUAUUCCAAGUGUUUCUGCACCAUACCUGGUUCUACCAUUGCAAAAGGUUCUGCCCAUCCAGGAAAUCCAGGGUUUUUCUUUUAAAGUAGAGAAAUCAAAUAGUGAAGCCUGUGGUCUGCGUGGAAACAUAUCUUCAUCAGCACAUAAUUUAUAUCAAGAAUUUAAAAACUUGUCAAACACAAGUGACCCAUGGACUGAUAUUAAAUCACAGGACAAUGAUAUACCAUCCCCUCAAAAAGCUACAUACCCAAGGGACAUACUGAUACAGCUUAAAACACAGAAACCUGCUAUGAAUACUGAAAGUGAAGCUCCAGGUUUGGUUUCAUCUUUCAUAAAGAAGCCAGUAAGUACAACCAUGAUGGACUGUACAGAAAUCAAUUUGAGCAUGGAUAUGACUGAAGCUCAAACAGGAUGCAUUUUGGGUCAGACGUGCACAGAUGACCCCCUUCAGCGCCUGUCCUCCACACAAGAUCCCAAUUCAGACCAUUUGCGGCAAACUGGGAUUGCAUCACAGAGGAGUGGUGAUUUGGGGUUAUCCAAUCCUGAUGACCAGGAAAUUAUGAAUGUGCCAGAUUCUCUUAACUCAAAUGAAAGGGAGAACACAGAAGAACCUGAACCAAGAACUACAGCUUGUCUGAUAUCACAGGAUAUGGAAAGUUCACCCAAGGUUCCUGGAAAGGAUGUGGAUGCAUUGUGCUCACGAAAGUCUAGACGAAUCAGUUUAGCUGAUAUUCAGUCAAAAGUAAGGCGUUUGAGUCACAUGAUAAGUGCAGCUCCCAGUGCAGUCGUAACUGAUAACUGCACUGCACCUUUGCAUCAUUUGGAACAAGACCUGGGGAAAAACUCAAAAGAUAAAACGUUACCUGUCACUAUGGCAGAACCAGAAGCUGAAAUGGAAUUGGUAAACACUGAAGACAAUGCACGAGCUCAGUGUUUUAUAGAAGCAGAGCAUCCCAGUGAUGCUAUUACUACAACUCCUUUCAGCUCAAAGACCAAACAGCUUAUGUCAAGAAUCUCACUGGGAGGCUUUAAGCCGAAACUGCCCCAAAAAUGCAAACCUGAUGAGUCAAAGAGAGUGAAAUCUUCAGGAGACCAUACAAAGGCGAUCACCGUCAACGUUGCCAAGGAGCUGAACAACUUUGAUGAUGAUGUUAGUGAUAUUUAUGAUGAAGAGCUGGGUAGUUAUGAAGAUAUGUCAGAAGCACUGGACACUAGGAGUCCUCAGAAAAGUCAAGAGUUCAACAUGGUCGAGCCUUUAGAGAACACUGUGUUUGAAGAAGAUGUCAUUAGCCCUGUUCAUGGACAAAAGAGACUUCUGCCAGAAGAUAAAACUAAUGUGGAGGAUCAAAAGAGAAUGAAAACAUCCUGUGUGACUGUUGAAGUGUCAGAGGUCAUAGAGUGUGACAGUAAUAUUACUACAGCUCGUACGACUACACAGACAAUAGAUUCCUCCAGCAAUCACACAGCCAGCAUCAAAUGUGAAACUGCAUCUGAGUCAACUUUUAAACACAGCUUGUUUGAAUCUCAGCUUGAAGACAGUGCUGUUGAUGUGCAGAUGAAACUCAAAGAUGGCACCAUAACGGUCUUGGAGUUCUUUAAACUCUUCGGCAUUGACUUUGUCAUCCAUAAUCCUCGGGAGAGUGUCCUUCCUGGCAGAUUUUUGUCAGACACAGAGGCCUCACCAAUGGAUUUACUGAAAGACCAACAUAUCAGUCGUCCUAAACAGAUGGUUUAUGAGACGGAUGUCUUUAACCUCAACGAAAAGGUUGAAGGGCUGAAGGUGCGAAUGCAGGAUCUAAACAAACCUCUUAAUACUGUCAAUAGAUCGUUGUGGGAGGACAUGAGAUAUGCUUCAGAUAAAGAGCUGAAAUCUUUCGGUGCUAAACUAAAGGAGAGAAAUAACUUCUUCAGAAAAACAAGCAAAGUUCAGUCACAUGAACUGAAGGAGGUUCUGUACUCAAAUCUUUUGCAGGCGAAUCUGGAGGAGCAGCAGAAGUUAAGAGGAAGAAUUCAGGAAGCAGAUGAGAUGAUAAAAACUCUGGAUGACUGUAUUUGUGAAUUAGAAACAGAAUUUGCUGCAGUUGAAGAAAAAGGGUUUGAAGACAAACCAAGUCUGAAGUCGCUGCAGGAAGAAAUGAAGAGAGUCACUGAGACGACGGCUGAUAAUGAGAGACAAAUAUCUGAACUAGAGAUGCAGAAGAAGCAGAAUUCAAGUAAAGUCAAAAGGCUUCGAGCUGAAACGAGGAACCUGGAGAUUCAUAUGGGCCUUCUGAAUAUGAUGAAUGAAUGGAAGCUCAGAGAAAUGAGGGACAACUGCAGAGUCUUCACUUUCCUCCAUGAGACCAUGCAUCUGCAGCUGGUGUUUGAAAAGGCCAAUGGUAAUGAUGCCGACACUGAGCAGAAAAUAACACACAUCACUUUUAAACUGGAACUCGAUGAUGAGAAGUCGCAGUGCCAUGCACGCCUUGUUCACAAAUUGGUCUCCGAGUACAUUGAAGGUGAAAGUUGCUGGGUAAAGAAAUACCCAACAAGAAGACAAGUACCAAAGCUGCUCCAUGAUGUCAGCCUGGUGGUGAGUCGCUGUCGUCUUCUGGGAGAGGAACUGCGUCUCCUGAAACUGUGGGGAGGGCUACGGCUGGAUAUACUCGACAUCAGCUGCAUGGACACAAAAGUGCGCAUUGUCUUCAGCACUCUGAAGAAAUUUUCCAAAUUUGAGGUAGUCUUUGGCAUCUCUCUCAUCAACCACUUCUGUGUCCUGCAAGUAGAGAGCUUUAAAAACUUAAUUGGAAGCACAACGAUUCAACAGAUUGAAGACAUUGUGGCUUCGUUCACUCCCGCCAAGAACCUGCUGACAAAGACUGUCAGAGAGAUUUAUGAAGUGUUAUUAUGUUGAGACCAGGAAUGAGUCCAGGAUCACAUUUUGAUUCUAGUUGUUUGUAAUUAAACUCUGUUGUACAGUAUAGAGGGGAAAAACUAAAAACUUAAAUUCUUUUACAAAUCAAAGAAUAAGUAUAAUGUACAGAGUCUUAGUCUGUUUCUUCUGGUGUUUGAAAGAUGUGCUGUUUUGCUUUUUGCUGUACACACAAACAGUUCUCACUGUACAAAUCUGUUCUGUUUCUGCAGACUUUAAUGUCCCAAUAUGGGCAAAAAAAUAAAAAGAUGAAUUGGCUCAAAUGAAAGCUAUGUUGGGAGGCAAAAGGAUUUGCAAACAUUGAAAUCCCAACUCUUUAAAAAAAACAAAACAACAACAACCCAGCAUUACUGACUGCACGAUUAUGGUCACUGUAGUUUAAAGCAUAAAACCCUAUUAUUGGUGUGGUGCAGUUCCCAGAGUUGCCUCUAGAUGGUGGACAUUACCCAUCACCUGUUGGAAGUUUUUACUGAACCUCCCACAUGUAAAUAUCAGUAUCGCUUCAUUUUGUUUAUACUGAAAUGAUUAUAAGCACAUACUCUCUUUCCAGGCCUUUUUAUUAGACAGCAGUAACUGUAAAAUAAACAUGCUUUGCAUUA